GGGGUCUACAAUGUGAAUACGCCUCUGAGCGUAAAAUGAGAGGUCCAAGCAAGAAGCGUCUACGUGAAGACGGCACGGUGCCUCCACCCAAACGUCGUAAGCCUGCUCAAGGUGCCGAAGCAGGCCAGAAUCCCGAUGGGACUCAAGUGCCGGAUCCUUACGUAGGGAUGCAGGAUCCUUCGGUCCCCCCUGGUUAUGUCGUGGAUCACUACGAAGACCCAAGUCAUUUUGGCUUCCAAGCGCCAUACCCUGGACAACCCUACCCCUCCGGUCCUGACGGUCAGCAUCUCGGAUAUUCUGCAAUGCCCCCACCACCCGACGGUCCUCCUGGGCCCAUCGAUAUGAACGGUGCUGCGUAUCCGGGUCAGCCGCAGUACGACCCUGCCGUCUAUGGUCAUCCUCCCACAUAUCCACCUCAAUAUCAGGCGUAUGCGUACCCACCUGAUGGCUCUGUGGCAUUCCAACAAGGACCUGUCUCUCCUGGGCGUGCUGCAGGUCAGGAGCGCCCACCUGAGGCGUCAUCCUCUCAGCCAGCCUCAGCUCCAAACCCAGCUAAUCCUCCUUUCCUCUCCCGUGAAGAUUUCGCCGUGAUAAUGGAUCGAUAUCUCAAUUCCCUUUCACGCAAAAAUCGCGAGAAGGCUCUGCUUACUCAGGCAGUGUACAACGACGUUCUUACUCUUCUUAAGGCUGGAAAGGCUGCAGAGGAGUUUCCAGAUGGGACGACAACAGAGACGGAUGGAAACACUGUCCCUGUCGGUGAUCAACACGUAGAUAUUGACCCCUCACUCGACACGCCACAAUUCCGUUUCUGGGUCCGGAAGAUGUUUGCGCUGCAGCAUAUGAACGAUGUCGAAGUGGUAACUCAUAAUGGAAAACCCGUGGCGGUUCAGGAGCAGUUGUACGAAAUCUUAACCCAUUGUCACAUUCAGACGAAUCAUGGAGGACGUGACAAGACGGCUCAUAUGGUCAAUGAGCAUUAUAGUUGGAUCCCGAAGGUCUUCAUUGAGACGUUCGUAAAGUCGUGCCCUGGUUGUCCGCGCAGGUUCAAGAAAGUGGAGGCGGCUGGUUCCAAAAGUCCCCACACUCUUCAAGUCGAAGCUCCAGUUGUCCCCGAUGAAUCUGCGCCAACAGAACACGUUGAGAUAGCAAAUGCGGAGCCCGUCACACACAUUGAAAGCGGGGAGGUUUUUCAACAAGUCGGCGUCGCCCCGGAAAGCGAGCCUGCCGCACAUCCUACCGUGCAAGUUAAGCAGGAGCGGAAAGGGAAGUCCCGGGCGAAAGCAACUUGAUUUUCUGGAGUCUGUCCUCGUACCUCGCGUCUCGUUCAGCUCGCCCUCGGACUCUUGUUCUUGAGAUGAUCAUGACUGUCUUUCGAUUCUUUCUCAUUAUUGUUAUCUCUUUCCGAUUUGCCUCAGCGGUAUUCGAAAAGUAAUCGAUACAUGCAUAUGAAGUGUAUUAUUCUCGCCUGCAUCUGUGUACUACCUCCUAGAUGACUGCAAUGGUUAUCUUCUUGCCCUGACUCCAUCUGUCGCGGCAGCCAUCAUGACGUA
Cantharellus anzutake is the source of this 1550-nucleotide messenger RNA. RefSeq lists its product as uncharacterized. Bases 36 to 1289 code for a protein of 417 amino acids. The transcript has 2 exons. Lineage: Eukaryota; Fungi; Basidiomycota; Agaricomycetes; Cantharellales; Hydnaceae. The record is from RefSeq and is a predicted model, not a curated record.